Molecule: messenger RNA, 591 nt
Organism: Aspergillus vadensis CBS 113365
Lineage: Eukaryota; Fungi; Ascomycota; Eurotiomycetes; Eurotiales; Aspergillaceae
Exons: 7
Coding region: 1-591 (196 amino acids)
Source: RefSeq, a predicted model, not a curated record
AUGCAUGUCGGGCGUUCAGCCACCGUGACAGGUCACCGUAUCAUAUGCAAUAUGCACUCCUCUGCAGUCUCGCCGGCCGACACAUCAUACAUCGAACAGAUGAACGCGGAUAGGGCCGUACUACUUCAUCAGCGGGUCCUCCCAGUACGAUCAGGCAUCCUCCUUGGGUUCUUUGGCCGCGAUCUGUCACAACCUUGUCUCGGCAGAGGCGGGGCUCCCAUCCGUCGCGUCAGGAUCGGUUCAGCCAUCCAAGCUCAUUAUAGCCACGAAGUACCGCAAUGUGGCAAGGCUGCCUUUGAUCUAGACUCAACCAAGUCACUACCUGACAUCUGCCAUGUGGGUAGCAGGAACGAUGGCCAGCAAUGGCGUUGUGUUCCUCGCAACUGUUUUCCGACCCCAGUAUGUAAUAGGUAUCGCAUAAUUUCCUGUCUGGACUGGCACCUCUCACCGGAAGUGCGAGGUGCCAUUGCAUGUCCGGUGCAUCGCUUUGAGAUAUUCGGUGGUCCAGGUAGAACGAACCGCCCUCCAGCCACUCCAGGCCUACAGUACUCAACAUCCGCUAUUGACUUUUGCUACGGAGUAGUACCAUGA